Messenger RNA from Arvicanthis niloticus (Nile rat), 501 nucleotides. RefSeq names its product defensin beta 129 (gene Defb129). Gene Ontology annotation, biological process: innate immune response. NCBI's taxonomy places the organism in Eukaryota, Metazoa, Chordata, Mammalia, Rodentia, Muridae. The record is from RefSeq and is a predicted model, not a curated record. Gene Ontology annotation, cellular component: extracellular region.
AUGAAGCUCCUUUUUCCUCUCUUUGCCAGCCUCAUGCUUCAGUAUCCGGUGAAAUCAGAAUUUUUGGCAGCGAAAAAAUGUUUGAUGGGCUUUGGGAAAUGCAAAGACAGCUGCCUCCCAGAGGAAACCCAGAUGCAGGACUGCAAAAAAAAAAAGUGCUGCAUGAGCCCCAAAGCGACAGAACUGAUUAAAAGCUACCUUCGACAAGAAAUACCCCACCUACCGGAUGAAGACGUAGUGGAAAUGAUGACGAUUGAAACGAAUCUCACAGGGGAGAUGCAGAGAAACCAACCCUUACUGUCACUCUCCCAAAUCCUGGCUGCCAAGAACCUUUUGCCCCAUACCAACUCUGCUAUCAGCCCAAAUGCUGUCCCCACAAAGUCCGUCAUCACCAGAACCAGGAGACGCCGAAUGGAUGAUACUGCUGCCACCGAGAGGCACACCAGACAGAGCAGGGAUUCCACCAAUGCUGCCCCUCAGCCCCAACCUGGACCACCUUAG